UAUUUCUUUCCUCUUCUCAGUUCUCAUCCUUCACGCAUACCUAUCUACACUACCACUGCCAUAUUCAAGAUGUCAAUAUUCUCAUUUUUUGGCAGAGGCAUUGGGGGAGCAGCCGCUGCAGCACUUGUCGCCACCGCCGUAGCCUGGGUUAUUGGAUUUGGGCCCACAGGCAUCACCGCGGGGAGUUUGGCUACAUCAAUAAUGGCCACUUAUGGUGGUGCGGUCCCUUCAGGAUCCUUCUGUGCGAUCAUGCAGUCUAUUGGGACUGGGGCGCUCCUUCGCGCCAAGUCAAUCAUCAUCUUUCUCAUUGGAGCUGCAGCUGCUGGAGCUGCGAGUGCUAUUUAAACGGCUCACUGCCCACCCCGCUCCACCACACCAGAUGAUCCACAAGCGAUCCAUCUGCAAGUAAGCAAGCGAUCCUCACAUGCAUUCCAAGCUAGCGGAUCCUCACGCACAAGUUUUUUCAUUAAUAAAAAAUCGAUUGAGCAUUGCUCUAUUCAACAACG
Gamsiella multidivaricata is the source of this 506-nucleotide messenger RNA. RefSeq lists its product as uncharacterized. The coding region runs from base 70 to 345 and encodes 91 amino acids. Lineage: Eukaryota; Fungi; Mortierellomycota; Mortierellomycetes; Mortierellales; Mortierellaceae. The record is from RefSeq and is a predicted model, not a curated record. The transcript has a single exon. Gene Ontology annotation, cellular component: membrane.